UCGUAUAAUAGAUCCAUGGUGAAGGCAUGUGUGAGCUACAACGCUGUGACCCGGAUACUGAAGCUUUCAUCGGGACAGAGCACAUCCGGUGUAGAUGUUUGCCAUGUUUUGGCUCACUUCAUCACUUCAGUUUCAGCAUCAGUCUACACCGGUGUACCUCAGCUAUCUCCAGCCGUCAUGUCCCGGGGCUCCAGUGCCGGGUUUGACCGUCACAUCACCAUCUUCUCCCCGGAGGGAAGACUCUACCAAGUCGAGUAUGCCUUCAAAGCCAUCAACCAGGGAGGACUGACCUCUGUAGCAGUCAGAGGGAAGGACUGUGCUGUGGUCGUCACACAGAAGAAAGUCCCCGACAAGCUGUUGGAUGCCUUGACAGUCACACAUAUGUUCAGAAUCACAGAGAACAUUGGCUGUGUUAUGACCGGAAUGACUGCUGACAGCAGGUCUCAGGUGCAGAGGGCGCGGUAUGAAGCAUCUAACUGGAAGUAUAAGUACGGCUAUGAAAUCCCCCUGGACAUGUUGUGCAAACGCAUGGCUGACAUCUCCCAAGUCUACACGCAGAACGCUGAGAUGAGGCCGCUAGGAUGCUGUAUGAUGUUGGUCGGAGUGGAUGACGAGCUGGGUCUGCAGCUGUAUAAGUGUGAUCCAGCCGGCUACUAUUGUGGCUUUAAGGCCACAGCAGCUGGAGUCAAACAGACUGAGGCCACCAGCUUCCUGGAGAAGAAAGUCAAGAAGAAACUGGACUGGAGCUACAACCAGACUAUAGAGACGGCUAUCUCAUGUCUGUCAACUGUUCUGUCUAUCGACUUCAAGCCCUCAGAGCUGGAGGUGGGAGUUAUCACUUCGCAAGAACCAACAUUCAAGAUUCUGUCAGAGUCUGAGAUCGAUGUCCACCUGGUGGCUUUGUCUGAGCGAGAGUGAGGAAAGUUGGCAGCCAUGUUGCUGCUGUCAUAAGUGGAUGAUGAACAGUAACGCCACAGAGCCCCACCUCCCGCACUCAAAAGUCUCAUCUAGAAGGAAGACAAAGAUGACGUAUAAAACACAAAGGAAAAGAUGAACAAUAUGGUCAUUUUGUACCAGCUGGAUAGAAUAUGUUACCCAGCUGUACUGUCUGUGUUCCCUUCCCCUCCUCCAUCCUCCCUGGUCAUAGCAAGAACCUGACUGGACACAUUAUCCACAUGUCGGCCCCCUCCUGUAUAUUCCUUCUAAUCACAUUGAGACAUCCUCGACAUGUCGCAGAGCCUAGAAACACGCUCGACGUUCAGAUCAGUCCAUUAUAUGACACAUCAGUCUGACAUCUGGCUGCGUGGUCAUGAUGUGCCCUCUCAGGCUGCAGCUUAUCCCAAAUGACUUCAGUUGAUGAGUGCGACAUGAGCAAAGUGGAAGACGGAGGUGUGGUAACACUACAGCUACAGCACUCAAUACCUCUUAAUACCCCUUACUCUCUCAGUGGUCCAGUAGCAUCUUGAGUCACUGUAUUUAAACAGUGCUUCCUCACCAUCUUUACUCAGGGCUACCACAACUUGUAUUUCUCAUUUUAUUCAUCUGCUUCAAACUCUCCCCUCUUCUCUUUUUUUUCAUAGCAACCGCUAAUGUCAGGUUGUUUAUGCUCUGAUGUACUGUGUGAUAAACCAGGGAACAGCAGUGGGAUUUCUCCCAUUGCGACAGUCCUCAUUGUCACACCCCUGUUUAAGUCUACUCAGGUCAAUGUCAAUGAGAAACCACCAAUCUCUUCAUUACAGAGUCCCUACUGUGUUUUGAUCCUUCUGUCUGCUGCCAUUUGCUGUACAGUACUGCACUUCUAUUAAACAUGUUUUUAUUGAA
Messenger RNA from Thunnus maccoyii (southern bluefin tuna), 1821 nucleotides. It is a transcript of the gene psma6a, whose product is annotated as proteasome 20S subunit alpha 6a. The record is from RefSeq and is a predicted model, not a curated record. Gene Ontology annotation, biological process: ubiquitin-dependent protein catabolic process. Gene Ontology annotation, cellular component: nucleus; cytosol; proteasome core complex, alpha-subunit complex. NCBI's taxonomy places the organism in Eukaryota, Metazoa, Chordata, Actinopteri, Scombriformes, Scombridae. The transcript has 7 exons. Bases 16 to 918 code for a protein of 300 amino acids.